AUGGAUGACACCACAAACCAGACACCAAACCCCUGGGGCAAUGCCACCACUCACAACACCACCCUUCCCAACAGCACCUUCGUCUACGAGUCUCCCUUAUCUCCUCUGGUUGAUAAGGUCUUGAACAUCAUCAUUAUCAUCAUCCUCUUCCUUACCAUGAUAUCCCUGGGCUGCACCAUGGAGAUCCCCAAGAUCAAAGCCCACUUCUUAAAGCCGAAAGGUGUGGCCAUCGCCGUAGUGUCCCAGUAUGGCUUCAUGCCUCUAGCUGCAUUCCUGCUGGGCAAAGUGUUCCAGCUGGACUCCAUUGAGGCCCUCACUGUGCUGAUAUGUGGCUGCUGUCCUGGUGGGAGUCUGUCCAACUUUUUUGCCCUGGCUAUGCAAGGUGACAUGAACCUGAGCAUUGUGAUGACUAGCUGCUCCGUCCUGCUGGCACUGGGCAUGAUGCCACUGCUGCUCUACCUGUACAGCCAGGGAAUCCCAAACAUAGAAAGCAUGGUGCCCUAUGCUGGAAUCAUUCUGUCUCUGGUCAUGACCCUGGUGCCCUGUGCCAUUGGCAUUGCCAUAAACCACCGCGUGCCACGCUACUCUCCCAUCAUAAUCAAGGUUGGCAUGAGUAUUUUGCUGAUCGCCGGUGCGGCGUUUGUCCUGUUGGCUGGCAUCUCAAUCGGAGACACCUUACUGAGGAUUUUGUCGCCUCGGCUGCUGAUCACAGCAUCCUUAAUGCCAAUCAGCGGCUUCCUGUUUGGGUACACCAUGUCCACCAUCUUCAGGCUCAAUGGAAAAUGCAAAAGGACUGUCGGUGUGGAAACCGGCUUUCAGAAUGCCCAAAUUUGCUUCACCAUCCUGAAAGUGGCCUUCCCCCUGGAGGUCAUUGGACCCUUGUUCCUGUUCCCGUUCAUCUUCUCCUUGUUCCAGACCGUUGAGUUCUUGGUUUUGGUGAUCAUCUUCCGGUGUUACAAAUGGUUCAAACCACCGGCCAAGGAAAAAGAGGUAUAUCAGACUGUGGACCUGAAAGCAGAGGAAAGCACCAUUGAAGUUCCACAAGAGCAAAGUCACUGGCCCAGUCCCGAUCCACAUACUUGA
This is a messenger RNA of Conger conger (European conger), 1083 nucleotides long. Its product is annotated as hepatic sodium/bile acid cotransporter-like. The record is from RefSeq and is a predicted model, not a curated record. Gene Ontology annotation, biological process: bile acid and bile salt transport. Gene Ontology annotation, cellular component: membrane. Lineage: Eukaryota; Metazoa; Chordata; Actinopteri; Anguilliformes; Congridae. The coding region runs from base 1 to 1083 and encodes 360 amino acids. The transcript has 5 exons. Gene Ontology annotation, molecular function: bile acid:sodium symporter activity.